Molecule: messenger RNA, 581 nt
Organism: Anopheles coluzzii
Lineage: Eukaryota; Metazoa; Arthropoda; Insecta; Diptera; Culicidae
Exons: 2
Coding region: 70-516 (148 amino acids)
Biological process (GO): intracellular cholesterol transport
Molecular function (GO): sterol binding
Source: RefSeq, a predicted model, not a curated record
UUCAAGCACGCUCAGUAGACUGUGAAAGGCGGUAGUAGUUACAGCACAGUCCAUAGCAAGGAUUGCAAGAUGUUCAAACAAGUCGUAGCAGUGGUGCUGUUGUUCGCAGCAGUUGCUCAGGGAUUGGAAAUUAUUCAAUGCUCCAAUAAUCGGCCCACGCCCCAGGAAGUGACCGUGCCGGGAUGCACUACCUUGCCCUGCCAGGUCCCGAACCAAUCGGACUUUAACUUUAGCGUGCGCUUCGCACCAACCUUCCCAACCAACACACUGACGGUGGAUGUGCGUGCAUCGCUGUUGGGUCUGUUCCUGCCCUACGAGGUACCGGAGCAUCUUCGCAAUGGCUGCAACAACAUUAACACUUCCUGUCCGCUGACGGCCGGGCAAUCCGUAACGCUGACCGGUACGGCACCGGUCGAGGCUCCGCUCACGGGCGUCACUGUUACGAUGGAGUUCGAAAUAACGGGCGAUGGUGGACAGGUGGCCGUUUGUUUUGCCGCCACCGUGACGCUGCUGUAAUGCGGGUGGAAGGCGUUACAAAGGUUACACAAGGGGUAAUAAAGCAGAUGUUAUAUCGCAUCAUA